This is a messenger RNA of Amoebophrya sp. A120, 2670 nucleotides long. The record is from the annotation of a GenBank genome assembly. NCBI's taxonomy places the organism in Eukaryota, Dinophyceae, Syndiniales, Amoebophryaceae.
AGCUACAGUGUGGCUGAGAAACUAGAAUUAUCCUCUAAUCCAAAAUUCCAAUUCACAAUUGCAACGACGAGCCAAAAAACUAUGUCCGCCAAAGCUUUGCACUCGCUGCAGGCGCCGAUUGGCCGUGCGCCGUGGCGCUUAGAACGAAUCAGCCAGCACGUGGCUUCUCGGAAGGUAUUCCCUAGCUUUUGCCAUUGUGGAUUUCUCCGUAUGGAUUGAUACAACGAUGCUAAUGUAGCAGUGUCCCUUACGAAUACGAAUCAAUCGGGAUUCUUCUCUGGGGUCGCAGUUUUUGUACUGUUGGCCUUCGUUUAUGAAUCCAAGAAUAAAUUGAGACUCUCUGAUCCAUCGUGCGAUCAACCGACCGUACUUGUGGCUUGCUGCAAGGCGCUCAGUUCUCGUAUUGAUUCAUGAGAAUGUCACCGUAGGCGUAGAUCGCAGGUGUCGUUUUCUGGAUAACAGACAGUCCUACAUCCGAGAUGAGUCUUCAACAUCAAAUUCACCCGGGCACUGCAUAGUAAGUACUUCUCCCUCUCUCAAAAAUCGAGGUCACUUCUGAAGCCGCUCCGCUUGCGCAGCGAGUCGCGGGUUCCGCUUCCAGAAAGCCAAUCGUUGUGACUUUGAUAGGGUCCGGCAACAGUGCGCAUGUGUGCGCCAGUUUGUUCGAGAAGAAUACGGCGGGAAAUGUCGAGACGCAACUGUUGACCAGCGAUCCAGCGGUUUGGGUGGAGAACCCGGAAGUAGUGUUUCCGAACGGCGCGAGGCAGUACGGGAAAAUCAGCAAGAAGAGCGACAAUCCCGCAGACGUCAUCCCCAAUGCGGAUAUUGUGCUCUGGACCGGCCCGGUGUUCUGCACGGUGUCCGUUUUCGAGAAGAUCAAACCUUUUGUCGACGUGCAGCGCACGAAGAUCGGCACGAUUUUUGGGCAAGGCUUAGUCCACUUGUCCGCAUCCCGCGUUUUCGGCCCCCACGUGAAGUUCUUCGCGCUGCGCAACAUCCCCUGGCUCUGCAGACUGGUCGAGAAGGGGCGAAAGUGCGAGAUUGUCGGUCCGAAAACAACCCUCGACGUCGCACUGCUCGGGUUCGAAGAAUUUGAGAAGGAAAAUUUCCUGCAGGAACAGCUGCAUCCCUUGUUUCACUGUUUUCACGGCAUCGGGAAAGCGGAGCCGGUGCUCCAACUUCUCCCAGAUUUUACUCCGAUCGUCUUCAACCCAGCGAACCAAAUCAUCCACCCGGCGGCCUACUGGGGUCACUUCCGCAGCUUCGACGGCGUGAACGGACUACCGCUGGGUCCGGUCGUCGGGGAGUAUCUGUAUCGCGGAAUGACCGAAACGGCGGGGGAAUUACUGCUAGAGCUGGACAAGGAGUUGCAGGGCAUCAAGAACGCGUAUUCCACCGCGGUUGGACCUGAAUUUUCCAGAGGCUGCGACCUUGUGUCUCCUCUCGAAACGCGGUUACUGAAGCAGUACGGGGACCAGAUUGCGGAUAAGAGUUCCAUGGCGAAAAUGGUGGGGACGAACCAAGCGUACAGCAUGGCGAAGACGCCCCACGUGAAGGGAGCUGCGGGUCGUGAAGAUGCUUCUUCUUCGUCCGGGGUUUUUCCGGCAAAGAAUCAUCGGGUGAUGCAGGACGAUAUCGGGUGGGGGCUGUGCGUGUUACUGUCGGUUGCGGAAAAGUUGGAAAUACAGUUGAAAAAACGUAUUCCGACGACGAUGAUCCGGGCGAUGAUUGAGUGGCACCAGGUGAUCAUGGAGAAAGAUUUUCUCCGCGAUGGGAAAUUGAUCGGCGAAGAUUGCGAGAGUGUGGUCCUGCUGCGACCGACGGAUCCUUUAGAGGCUGUCUCCGGGGUCGGCGGGAAGUCCGGGGUAUUGCACGCAGAUCUCUAGUGCUCCUCGAUCCAGUACGAUGAUCCAAAUGUAGAACUACAAUGGAUGUAGAUCCAUACGAGAAUACCAUGCUAUGAUGUGUAUCAUGCAUGAGAGAUGAUGAAGAACACCAUGUGAAUGAUACGAACGUGAAUGAUGUACAGGUGUAGCCAAAGUGGCUUUCCUAUAGAAGAAUAAACCAUAAGCAUUCCAUAGCCGCACGGCACGGCGAUUAACUCUGUUCUACUCGGAUCGUACUCGUUUGGGUCUUGGUUUCUAGUUCACACGGGGGGUCAAAAAGCCCGUCCGCGGGGAAUAAGAUGUCGAAGAAAGAUUGGAGCGCGGUGGCGAUUGCGGCGGUGUAUAGUACUUAAGUAAAUGGCUGGAAAUGUAUGGUUGAAGAAGAAAAUUCCAGCGCACUUUCGGAUAACAGGAUCAACGGGAAACCGACGACGCAGUAGCAAGUUAUUUUAGUCACAGGUAUAAUUUCGAAAGAGUGGUAAUAGGCAUGAGUAAGCGAAUAAAAGUGAAAACGCAUCAAGAAAUUUUUGAAACGCUGUGUAUCGUGUGUCUUUGUGAAAAACAGGGACACAGAGGAAGAAAACAAAACGCGAAGAUCAUGAAAAGAAAUACAUAGAAGCUGUAGAGAACAUUAACGUAAUAUGUCAACGUGCAAGGCAAACCAAAGAGGUGUCGUCCUUUCAAGCGCAUUCUCGUCCACAAUCGUUCUCGCCAAUACGGUGUACUCUUGAUUGUUCUGCCUCACCAUUUCGUCCAUGAAAAUCUCAUUUGCAAUCGUGACAUG